GUCUGUAUGAUUUUAUUGCUUUUCUGCUAGCUUUUACUACUAGGGACUCUUCACUGAGAUACAUACCACUCUUAUUAAACCUUCAACAUCUAGACUCGUUGAAAUGGAACUGCAACACGUGACGUUGAUAUGUAUCCCUGUCCUUUCUCCAGGUUUCUCUGUAUCAUCCGUCAUAGACAAGGCUGACGGGCGCCAACCCCAAUCGCGGCCACCACCCCAUCACCAACGGAUUCCCCAAACCAAGAAACGUGAGAAACACCGCCUCGAAAGCCGCGCAAAGAAACAAAAGGCGUAUAUCGGCAUACCGGGAUGAAACGUGUUUCUUUGAGGCUAUGCACGGUGAGUGGUUCUUGUCUCGUCCUUGUUCUCGGCGGCGAGGCUAGAAGGGCGAGACAGGACUAUUUCUUUCAUUGUUUUCUCUCAAAUGGCAGGAGCGAUGCGCCAAUGAGUUCCUUCCCCUUAUGAAUGAAUAUGCGUGCUUGGUCACUUCUAACGUUGAUCUCUUCUUUGCAUGCAUUUGUAUUACACUUCCAGCACUAUACGCACAGUAUGCGACUCCGAUUAACAGUCUCCCUGCUCCUCCCAUCCGCCUACGCCACGGUAACGGUCACUGUCCACACGACCAUCCAUACGACCCUCGGCGCAGCCGCCACGCCGGCCGCACCAUCUACGGAAUACACCUCGCCCCGCGCCUUCCGGCGCGCCAUCCUCGAUACACAUAAUUUCUACCGCAAAGACCACAAUGCGAGCGCCCUGGCGUGGAACGGGACGAGCGCCGCGUAUGCUGCGGAAUGGGCGGAGGCAUGCGAAUUCGAGCACUCGGGCGGACCAAGCGGCGAGAACCUCGCCGCCGGCUACCCCAACGCCACAUCCUCCAUCGACGCCUGGGGCACCGAGCGCUCAGAGUACGAUUUCAAAAAAGCCGAAUUCAGCCACGAGACAGGCCACUUCACGCAGGUUGUCUGGAAGGAUACGACGAGUGUGGGAUGUGGGCGGAGGGAGUGUGAUGGGAAGGGUGGCAGCCCGGGGUGGUAUGUUGUGUGUGAGUAUUAUCCGCCGGGGAAUGUGAUUGGGGCUUUUGAGGAGAAUGUGCAGGAGCAGGUGGAGGGAGUGAAGAAUGGGAAUUCGGAGGGUGUGGUGAGCUGGGCGAGUGGGAGGGUGGGGAGGGGUGGAUGGGAGGGGGUGCUGGUGGGGUUGGUGGGGUGGAUGAUGUUGUGA
This is a messenger RNA of Pseudogymnoascus destructans, 1218 nucleotides long. RefSeq lists its product as uncharacterized. Bases 466 to 1218 code for a protein of 250 amino acids. The record is from RefSeq and is a predicted model, not a curated record. Gene Ontology annotation, cellular component: extracellular region. The transcript has 2 exons. NCBI's taxonomy places the organism in Eukaryota, Fungi, Ascomycota, Leotiomycetes, Thelebolales, Thelebolaceae.